CAGGGAGUUGCGGAGGUUUGGGAUGGUGGCAGGGUCAGUGCUCACGCCACUGGGAUGAUCCCAGUACAAAGGCGCGUGGCCCAGUGCCCAUUGCUGCCUCCGCUGCCCCAGUGCAGGGCUAUUUCUGGCUCCUAGGGGCAUGGAGAUGCAAUGGGACCAUUCAUGGGUGCUUGGCUCCCUGCCUGAGGAUCAUGGAGCUGCCAGCAGGGUCAAGCUUCGUCUCCUGGGCCCCUGGGUGCUGACCCCAGGGGCUUGGCUCAUGGGACUAUUGCAUGCUUGGGGCUGGCGCUAAUCCCCGCGGCUGCAUGGGAAGUGCUGCCAGCCACCCUAGGAAUUCCUCCUUGGGCCUGGGGAAUUCACUCCUUCGGCUGCCAAAAGCAUCUUAUGCCUCACGGCCAAGCACCAGCACAGCCGGAGCUGGGCUCCAAGCUCUUCGGAUGCUGCUCCUGAGGUGUGGGACCGGGUGCAUCCAGCUGCCCUGGGGUCUUCAGCUAAACCCUGUGCUUAAUGGAGCGCCAGGCUGAGCCCCUGUGGUCUGCACCAGCCCUCGGCAUGGGUAAAUGUCACCCGGGGGCCACAGGGACACCCUUAUGGCAGGCAGAGGUGGGGGGGAGCCGCAGGGACCCAGAUCAGUGCCCCGAGGUGGGUGACGCCAGCCCUCGUGUCUCAUUGCAUGGAAGGGUGCGGCCAGGACAAUGCAGGAGCCCCCCUGCUCGCUGCUUUUUAUAACCACCCCAGCUGUCCUCAGGAGCCCAAAUAAGGCUGUGGGGCCCGGACCCCCCCAGGGCACACAAUGGGUACCAAGCACUGGCUUUUUGGGGAGGUGGAGAGUCAGCUCUGGCCAAGAAAGGCAAAGUGCCCGCGGCGGCAGGCAGAGCAGAGCUGAUAAAGAGCCUGGGGCAGCAGGGCUAGGGCAGUCCUGCCACCCGUCCUGCCCGUCCUGUCCUGCCUGUCCCGCUGCGCCACCGAGAAUGGAGGCCAUCAAGAAGAAGAUGCAGAUGCUGAAGCUGGAUAAGGAGAAUGCACUGGACCGGGCAGAGCAGGCAGAGGCAGAGCAGAAGCAGGCAGAGGAGAGGAGUAAGCAGCUGGAGGAUGAGCUGGCCUCCAUGCAGAAGAAGCUGAAGGGGACAGAGGAUGAGCUGGACAAGUACUCAGAGGCUCUGAAGGACGCUCAGGAGAAGCUGGAGCUGGCGGAGAAGAAGGCAGCGGACGUACGUACGGGCACGGGGGAAGGGGGCUGGAGCAGGAGGAGCUCCCUUGCUGGGCACUUGGAACCCCCCCGCCACACAUGGGCCAUCUCGCAGCGCGCCCCCCACCUCCCGCCACGGCGGCUCCUCGUCUCCGUGGCAACCCCCGGGCGGGGCGGACGGAAGUGA
This is a messenger RNA of Pezoporus flaviventris, 1376 nucleotides long. RefSeq lists its product as uncharacterized. Gene Ontology annotation, cellular component: actin filament. The record is from RefSeq and is a predicted model, not a curated record. Gene Ontology annotation, molecular function: actin filament binding. Lineage: Eukaryota; Metazoa; Chordata; Aves; Psittaciformes; Psittacidae. Gene Ontology annotation, biological process: actin filament organization; muscle contraction. The coding region runs from base 696 to 1376 and encodes 226 amino acids. The transcript has 3 exons.